Molecule: messenger RNA, 921 nt
Organism: Patella vulgata (common limpet)
Lineage: Eukaryota; Metazoa; Mollusca; Gastropoda; Patellidae
Product: homeobox protein ceh-36-like
Exons: 5
Biological process (GO): regulation of transcription by RNA polymerase II
Cellular component (GO): nucleus
Molecular function (GO): RNA polymerase II cis-regulatory region sequence-specific DNA binding; DNA-binding transcription factor activity, RNA polymerase II-specific
Source: RefSeq, a predicted model, not a curated record
GACGAUGAUGAGGAGAUAGAUGAUGAAUAUCGACCAUUUACUCCGCCACCACCACGAGAAAGACUCAGUUAUACACGAUAUCAAUUAGAGCUAUUAAGUGGUAUAUACGAGAAGGUUCGCUAUCCUAACAGUACCCAGAAAUUACUUAUUGCUAAACGUGUAGGAAUUACACGGGAACAAGUUAAGAUCUGGUUCCAAAAUCGCAGAAGAAAAGAUGUCAUCAAUAAUCCUAAACGGAAAGGAAAUUCUUCAACGGAAAGUUCUGGUAGUCCGACUUCUGCAGAAAGUGAACCCAGUACGCCACCACAGACUGAAGACAGUAAACCCAACUCCCCUGCAGAUAUUGAUGGACCGAAAAUGGUUCCAAAUGUUGUUUUAAAAAGUGUAAUUGAUGAGUUAGAAAGAUUCGAAAAGACUGUUCUAAAAGCAAAGAAAAGCAAGAAAAAAUCCCGCCCUAAACAACAGCAGCAGACGCAACAGAAAAUGUCAACAACUGCCAUUAAAGCCAAUGCUGCUUCUCUAUUUACGGCAUAUGACAUGGUAUCACCGCCAAAUAAGGUCAUAUCUCCAGCAAUGCUCAACACGUCCAUUAACCGCUUCUCUCAUUCCAAGACAACUUCAGCAUUCCAGGAUCCAAAGAUGUUUGAAAACAUCCCAGUGUUAGCAGAUCUCCUUGGUUACAGAAGUAGCGAUUCCAUAAGAUCUCAGAAACAACACCUUAAUCAUUCCUUAAGUCCGCACAACUCCUACGUGGUUUCUCCUAAUCGUGGUGCUACAGAUCGUGGUUAUGCUGAUAUUCCUGGAAGUGUCAAUCAUGGUUCUUUAGGAGUGAAUAGAGUGUUUCCAUUUCCCUUUAUCGCGGAUGCCCCUGUGAUGUUAUCAUCCAUGCGCCACCCCGACCCCUACCGCCCCCCAGCCUAG